AUGGAGCUUGUACUCGUCCUGCUGCUGGCUGCCACAACUGCGUCUGGGUGUGGUGUACCCAGUUACCAACCCAACACCGGCCGCGUGGUGAACGGUGAGGAGGCCCGUCCAUACAGCUGGCCAUGGCAGGUUUCUUUGGAGUCCUUCUUCCCCACUUGUGGAGCAACACUUAUCGCCCCCGACUGGGUGUUGACUGCUGCACACUGCAUCACGUUCCACACGUACAGGGUGGUUCUUGCUGAGCACGACAUGAACAAGGAGGAGGGCCCUGAACAGUCCAUCAUGGUGGCAAAAAUGUUCAUCCAUCCCAAAUGGGACGACAACUGUGUGUCUUGCGGCAGCACUCUACAUAAUGAAAUAGACUCAAAGCGACUGCCGUGUUCAUUUCUUUGUUUCACCCUGUUGCACAGGAAUGACAUCGCUCUGCUCAAACUGGAAAAGAGUGCUGUCAUCAACGACAAGGUUCAGCUGGCCUGCCUGCCACAGCAAGAUGCUGCUCUCAGCCACAACCAGCCCUGCUACGUCACAGGCUGGGGUCGUCUCUACUCUGGCGGCCCUGCGGCAACGACGCUGCAGCAGGCCCUGCUCCCUGUGGUGGAUCACAGCGUCUGCAGUCAAAGUGACUGGUGGGGUAGCUCAGCCAAGACCACGAUGGUCUGCGCAGGAGGAGAAAGCAAGUCAGCGUGCCAUGGCGACUCUGGAGGCCCUCUGAACUGUAAGGGCAGAGACGGCAAAUGGUACGUCGAAGGAGUGACCAGUUUUGUGGACGGACGCGGAUGCAACACCCCUAAAAAGCCCACAAUGUUCACCCGUGUGGCCUCUUUCAUCCCCUGGAUCAACGAUGUCCCAAAACUGAAGAGGUUUUGA
Molecule: messenger RNA, 867 nt
Organism: Stegastes partitus (bicolor damselfish)
Lineage: Eukaryota; Metazoa; Chordata; Actinopteri; Pomacentridae
Product: proproteinase E-like
Exons: 8
Coding region: 1-867 (288 amino acids)
Biological process (GO): proteolysis
Molecular function (GO): serine-type endopeptidase activity
Source: RefSeq, a predicted model, not a curated record